Messenger RNA from Lentinula edodes (shiitake mushroom), 1488 nucleotides. RefSeq lists its product as uncharacterized. The transcript is spliced from 4 exons. The coding region runs from base 1 to 1488 and encodes 495 amino acids. Gene Ontology annotation, cellular component: mating projection tip. The record is from RefSeq and is a predicted model, not a curated record. Lineage: Eukaryota; Fungi; Basidiomycota; Agaricomycetes; Agaricales; Omphalotaceae.
AUGUCUCUCUCACCACCCCCAUCGUACGACGCUCACUCAAACCCCUACGUCUCUACGACCUCCCUGAAGCCUUACCUCGAACUUCCCCAUCUACUCUCCCUUACGUGGCUCGCGUAUCCAAUUCUUUCCCUCCUCUUCAUCGCCUUCCGUUUGCAGCUAUCUUUGACGUCCGCUCAGGACGAUGUCGCCAAUGCGAAGGCUGAUCUACUUGCUAGCUGUCAGGCCGCCCAGGAGGCUGCCACUGCUGCUGCAAGCAUGCCACGGUACAUGGCCAUCGCUACCAAUGACCAGUCUGUUACUGCAGUCAAUGAUUCCAUGAACACUGCUCGGGCUACUCUUGUUCUGGCGCUGACCGUGAUGGAGGCUAUAAUCAAUUUCAUCGUGGAUAUCUAUUGUUCGACACUGCUAUGUUUCGUGGAAUUGAUAGUCCGUGGCGCACUUUCGCUCGUGAUAGGCGCUGUAUCAGCAGACUCGCUAAACCAGCUCAAUAGCUCUUUGCCUACGUUCUCGCAGUUGAAAGAUGAUAUAAACGCAAUUCUUGAUACUCCAUUCGAACUACUGAAGAAGGAUAUCAACGACACUUUUGCAGGCCUCUUGUUCAACUCCUCGUUGCUUACUGUUCCAGAGCAGAACGAUGUAUCAUUUUGCGAUCAGCUCGAUACUUCGGUCGUCGAUGAUUUGGGACAGGAUCUGAUUAAGAUUACCAAAAUCCGCGUAAUAAUCAUCGUUAUUCUCGCCCUUCUCCUUGUAGGUCUCAACUGCUUGCUUGAGUGGUACAAGUGGCGCUGCCAGCAAGCGCAUUUGCAGUACACUCGAGAAGCCUGGUCAACGGAUCCCUCAGUCACCCAAAGCAAAGGCUUUGCAGUCAGGAAUCAGCCAGGACGAGCGGGUCCGGGGCAGGAUGAUCGCGAUCGGACGCGUCCUGAUCUCCGAAUAUCUAUCGAUUGGGCUUCUAGUACGUGCACCUUAGCUCAGGACCCCGACGGAGCCAAAGAGGGAGAACCGCACUCGCGCUGGUCCACUUCUCCCAAAGUAAUCAAAAUUGCUCCUGGGAUGGGUAUGCUCUCUCCUACUCGUCGUAGCCAUGAUCAUGGUGCUCCGCCGAAUCGAACCAUGCGCCAGGACUCCCGCAGCAUCCCCGCUGAUGUGAACUUGGUGUACGAAAGCUCUGCCGUCCAUGUUGACCACUCCCCGCUUGCGCCGCCCCUGCAUCACGGUAUCCCAAGGUCGAAUAUCCAGGCUCCUUCAACCCUAGCUCCCCCUCAAAAUCGCCAUCGACGUUCAUCAUCUGUCCCUCCCUGGAAAAUGCCACCUCCAGUAGCUUCAUCGGUCACUCCAGUAACUCGAUUUUUGACUUCCAACUCUGCUCAACGGCCCUCCAACGUUCCGUUUGCGACCCCUUUUGACGACGAACAUCAAGUAAUUGUAGAACGAGCGCCCCCUCGCCAGAGCUACCAAACGAAUCCCUUCACCGUGGUCGCUACGUAA